Molecule: messenger RNA, 2824 nt
Organism: Helianthus annuus (common sunflower)
Lineage: Eukaryota; Viridiplantae; Streptophyta; Magnoliopsida; Asterales; Asteraceae
Product: pentatricopeptide repeat-containing protein At3g53700, chloroplastic
Exons: 1
Coding region: 409-2685 (758 amino acids)
Molecular function (GO): protein binding
Source: RefSeq, a predicted model, not a curated record
CCAAACAUGCCCGUAGUUCGUUUAUCCUUUAACAUCUUCAUACAAAAAACUCAACUGAUUCUCUGUCUCAACAAUCUUCGUUAAUCUUCUUUCUCACUUCACUAAAUUAACUCAAAGAUAUCGUCUUUAUAAUCUUCUUAUCUCUCGUAACCUAACCAGGUUCUGUUUCUUCGUCUAUUUCACCUUUUUCAGUCAAAUUCUUGCAGAAAAAUCAACAUUAACUCCUCAAAGUGGUGCUAUUGAUAGCGUAAGUCAAAUCUUUAUUGAAUUUCCUGAAUUGGGUUUCGUUUAUUUUGUUAAAACUAUUCGAAAUUGUAGAUUUUUUAGUUGUCCGCCAGGUGUUUGUUAAAAUGCCUGAAUGAGUUUUCACUUCUUAUCCUUAACUGGUUUGUUGAACUGUAUAAUCUGAUGGCUUUUUCUUCUUGUUUAAGUUGUGACCCAUUGACAUUCCCUCAAAAUCUAAAGCACCCAUCUUUGUUUUCCCCUCAUAAAAAGCUUUCAAAUGUUGUUUCUUUUGCAUCCACUAAAAACCAUGAACAACUCACUGUUUCCCCUUCUGAACAAGAAGUUAUUGAUAUCUUAAGAACUGAAAACGACGAAACCGCAGUGCUUGAUGCCUUUAACUGGGCGUUGAAGCAACCAAGUUUCGAACCGUCUUUGAGUGUUUUUGAGGAAAUGCUUAGAAAGCUCGGUGAAGUAGGGUCUGUUGAUUCGAUUAGGGGCGUGUUGGAUGACAUGAAACGGUCUUCGUGUAAGGUUGCCGAAGAUACUUUCUUUAUUCUGAUCGAAAGUUUUGCGAAGUUUGGUUUAUACGAUGAGGCUGUUUGUGUUUUGUUUAUAAUGGAAGAAGAGUUUGGAGUGAAGCCGGGGACGUAUAGUUAUAACUUCUUGUUAAACGUUCUUGUUGACGCGAACAAGUUGAAGCUAGUCGAAGAUGUUCACUCGUUAAUGUCUAGUAAAGGCGUUAAACAAGACGUUUCGACUUUUAACAUCUUGAUAAAGGCGCUUUGUAAAGCUCAUCAAAUGAGGCCUGCGGUUUUGAUGAUGGAAGAUAUGGUUACUCACGGAUUAGUACCCGAUGAAAAAACGUACACGACGUUAAUGCACGGUUAUAUCGAAGAAGGGAAUUUAAACGGCGCGUUGAGAAUCAAAGAACAGAUGGUGUCGGCUCAAUGUCAACAGACGAAUAUAACCGUUAACACUUUGAUUCAUGGAUAUUGUAAAGUCGGACAAGUUUCGGAAGCGUUGAAUUACGUUCAAAAGAUGUCGAAGGACGGGUUUUAUCCGGACCGGUUUACGUUCAACACUUUGGUCAACGGGUUAUGCAAAUCGGGCCAUGUUAAGCAUGCUUUGGAGCUUUUGGAUGUUAUGGUUCACGAGGGUUUCGAUCCGGAUGUAUAUACCUACAACACGGUUGUUUCGGGAUUGUGUAAGUUAGGUAAAGUCGAAGACGCGAAAGAUAUACUUAACCAGAUGCUCGAACGCGACGUUUCUCCGAACACGAUCACAUACAACACGAUAAUCAGCGGUUUAUGUAAGGAAAACCAAGUGGAAGCAGCUUCCGAACUCGCUCUUAGUUUAACGAGCAAAGGAAUCUCGCCCGACGUUUGCACUUUUAACUCUCUGAUUCAAGGUCUUUGCUUAUCGAGCAAGUUUGAAUCCGCGUUACAAGUGUUCGACGAGAUGAGAACCAAAGGGUGUCAACCCGAUGAGUUCACGUAUAACAUGCUAAUCAAUUGGUAUUGUUCGAAAGGAAAACUUGAUUCCGCGUUGAAACUUUUGAAAGAAAUGGAAUCAAGCAACUGCCCGCGAAACGUGAUAACGUACAACACGCUUAUUGACGGGUUUUGUAAAAACAAGAAAGUCGAAGAAGCGGGUGAGAUUUUUGAUCGUAUGGAGCUUCACGGGAUUUCGAGAAACGUGGUUACGUACAACACGCUUAUCGAUGGGCUUUGCAAGAACCGCCGGGCCGAAGAGGCAUCCAUGCUUAUGGACCAGAUGAUAAUCGAAGGAUUAAAACCCGAUAAAUUCACUUACAAUUCCCUUCUUUCUCACUUUUGUAAAGCGGGCGAUAUUAAAAAAGCAACGGAUAUCGUUCAAGUUAUGGUUACAAACGGAUGCGAGCCCGAUAUAGUCACUUACGGAACGUUAAUUCAAGGGUUAUGUAAAGCGGGACGAAUCGAUGUUGCGUGUAGAUUACUUAGAAGCAUCCAGUUAAAAAACAUGGAGGUUACACCACACGCGUAUAAUCCCGUUAUUCAAACGUUGUUUAAAAAACGCGGUGCGGAUGCUGCGAUGGAGUUCUUUAGAGAAAUGGAGCAAAAGGGUUGUCCGCCUGACGACGUGUCGUACAAGAUUGUUUCGAAAGGGUUAUGUUCGGGUGGCGGGCCCAUCGGGCAAGCGGUUGAUUUCGUAUUUGAGAUGACUUCGAAAGGUUAUAUACCCGAGUUUGGUUCUAUAUACAUGCUGGCCGAAGGACUUUGCGCCCUGCAAAUGGAGGACACUUUGGUUAAGAUAGUGGAUCAGAUUAUGAAAGCUGCGAAAUUUCCGGAAAAUGAAGUGAGUAUGAUCAUGGGGUUUCUUAAGAUUCGCAAGUUCGAAGAUGCGUUGGUCACGUUGGAUCGUUUUCUUAGCGUUCGGAAGCCGAAGCGAGGUUAUUGGCGAGGGGAAUAUGCUGCAAAAUGAGGUUAAAAUUGUGUAUCUUUUUGUACCUUGUUCUAGGAUUUAAUUUCUAGAUUUUUAUCUUUAUUAUGGGUUGAUAUUUUGCUUGUACUCUUAACAUUAGUCCUACUAGUUUUGAGAAAUCCAAGUCGUGUUCUACGUG